GGCGGCCCCCCGCGGGCUCCUCUCGCGUCCCUCCUGAAGGGAAGGGUGGGCGACCGUCUCGGCGGCGAGCCCCGAGGGGCAGUGAGGCUGCCAGGAGAGGGUUGAGAGCGCGUUAGGGUGACUUAUGAGGAAUUGCCUUCCCUGGAGCCUGGACCUGGGGGGUUUUGUGGCCUAGCAAGAAGCAGUUUCCUUUCCCGAGCUGUUGGCAUCUUCUUGCGUGGAUUCAGUCGUUCUCAAAGGAAUGGAGGAAUGUCGCUGAUAAGUCCUUAACCACCCUGUGCUCCCAUAGGCAACACCAGAAGCUGGCUUCAUCUUCUCCGCUUUGGCACUCUGGGGGUAGAUCUGUCUUUGUUACGUGUGCUUGAUAACCUCUUCAGUGGCACUAUAGACCAGAGGAGAUGGAAGAGAAGGAGCGAUGUGAUAAAUUUCAGCUGGUACACUGAGACUAGGGGGAUUUGUAUCUUUCGAUAUUUUUUUCUUUUUUUUUUUUUUUUCUCAGUAGGGGAUAGGGAAGUAUCGCAUUUUAUGGGGUAUGGGAGGAGGGAGGAAAAAUGUGAUGCAGAUCUUUAUGUGGUUUUUAAAACCAGCUAUCAGAGGCAAUUACUGAAUAAACUGAAGCACAAGAGGAGGGUUUGUGAGCUGGAAGCAGCACUAGCCUACAAAAGAAAGGGGCAGUGGUCUGCUGUUGUGACUGUGGAGGAAGAAUCUUCAGCCUUCUUCGUUUCUCACCACCUGCUCCCCAUCCACCUUGUGAGAAAAUGAGUUGUGUGCCAUGGAAAGGUGACAAGAUCAAAUCAGAAUCGCCAGAGCCACCCCAGCCACCACCACUGCAUAUUUACCAUGAGAAGCAGCGAAGGGAGCUGUGUGCCCUCCAUGCCCUCAACAAUGUCUUCCAGGACAGCAACGCCUUCACUAGGGAAACCCUGCAGGAGAUUUUUCAGAGGCUGUCUCCCAACACCAUGGUGACACCCCACAAGAAGAGCAUGCUAGGAAAUGGAAACUAUGAUGUGAACGUGAUCAUGGCUGCGCUUCAGACCAAAGGCUAUGAGGCGGUUUGGUGGGACAAGCGCAGGGAUGUUAACGUCAUAGCCCUGUCUAACGUGAUGGGCUUCAUCAUGAAUCUGCCCUCCAGCCUUUGCUGGGGCCCCUUGAAGCUCCCCCUCAAGCGACAGCACUGGAUCUGCGUCCGGGAGGUAGGAGGCACCUAUUACAACCUCGACUCCAAACUCAAGGUGCCCGAGUGGAUUGGAGGAGAAAGUGAGCUCAGGAAAUUUUUGAAACACCAGCUGAGGGGAAAGAACUGUGAACUCCUGUUGGUGGUGCCAGAGGAGGUGGAAGCACACCAGAGCUGGAGGGCUGACGCGUGACCCAAACUGA
Molecule: messenger RNA, 1377 nt
Organism: Colius striatus (speckled mousebird)
Lineage: Eukaryota; Metazoa; Chordata; Aves; Coliiformes; Coliidae
Gene: JOSD1
Product: Josephin domain containing 1
Exons: 5
Coding region: 759-1367 (202 amino acids)
Biological process (GO): protein deubiquitination
Molecular function (GO): cysteine-type deubiquitinase activity
Source: RefSeq, a predicted model, not a curated record